Piliocolobus tephrosceles (Ugandan red Colobus) is the source of this 2633-nucleotide messenger RNA. Its product is annotated as golgin subfamily A member 6B-like. The coding region runs from base 854 to 1627 and encodes 257 amino acids. The transcript has 6 exons. The record is from RefSeq and is a predicted model, not a curated record. Gene Ontology annotation, biological process: Golgi organization. Gene Ontology annotation, cellular component: Golgi apparatus; cis-Golgi network; Golgi cisterna membrane. Lineage: Eukaryota; Metazoa; Chordata; Mammalia; Primates; Cercopithecidae.
GGGGUUUUGCCAUGUUGCCCAGACUGGUCUCAAAUUCCUGAAUUGAAGUAAUCCACCUGCCUCGGCCUCCUAAAGUGCUGGGAUUACAGCACAUAAGCCACCGCCUCUACUUUAUACUUUCUUGUUGAAGUAGACUGUAUUACUGAUUCCCCACCCAUGCCCUCUUUUUGGAUAUCUGGCUCCUCCUCAAGUCUCUGGAAUGGGCAGCACUACAAAUCCAGGGACAACUAGGGAACUCCCACCCUCGCUGCUAGGCAGACCAGUCUGUGGCCUACGGUUUAAAUGGUUGGAAGAAGGAACUGAAAUUUGAGACUGGGGAGGGACGCAUGGGGUUCUAGGCAAGGGAGGCAUUAGGCCUGGAGCAAGGGACCAGGGGCCUGGGCAGGCCACAGAGCCCCACAGUGCCCUCACUACCCUAUUAAUGGGCCAGGAAUCCGGAAGCCAGCUACCAAAUGCCCUCAUGCCCAGGGUCUUCCUGCAGGUGGAGCUGAAGAGCCAAGAGGCUCAGAGCAGCGAGACCAGUACCUGGGUCACCUGCAGCAGUACGUGCUUAUCAGCAGCAGGUGGCCACUUAUCAGCAGCUGACCUCUGAGAAGGAGGUGCUGAACAGGCAGUUACUGCUGCAGACCCAGCUCCUGGACUAGCUGCAGCAGCGGGAAGCUCGGGGCAAAGCGGUGGCUAAGAUGGCCCGCCAAAAGUUGCAGGAGACCCAGGAGAAGGAGUUGCUGAGGGCAGGACCCUGAGAGGGACAACCUGGCAACCUCUGUGCCUUCUCACCCUCUUUCCUGGCCUCUUAGGAGCACCUGGAAGCUACCAGCCAGCAGAAACAGCAGUUAAAGCCCAGUUGAGCCUCAUGGCUCUCCCUGGGGAAGAGGAUAUGGAGGAGGACAUCUGGACAGUGAGGAAGAGGAGGCGCCUGGGCCCAUGCAGAACAUCCCAGAGGACCUGGAGAGCCUGGAGGUCAGGUGGCAUUUUUCAACUUCGCUGGAGCCAGUGUCCAGUAGGAGCAAAGGGUGUGCUGCCAGCCCCUGGCUCACCCAGUGGCCUCGUCCCAGCCAGAGGCAGCGGCCCAGCCCCAGGGACUGGGGGUGAGUCUGUGUGUGGGGAGACCCACCAGCCCUGCAAGGGGCCUUGGAGAAGCUGCAGGAAAGUACAUCACCCCAGAUGGGAGCUAGGGGGCAGUGCCAAAGAUGCGGCACUGGGAGAGGAGGACAUCAUCAGGCUGGCCCAGGACCAGGAGGAGACGAAGGUGAACCUGCUGGAGCUGCAGGGACAGGUGUUGUGGCUUGUGAGCGACCACAACGAGGGGCACGACAAAUUCCUGACCACUGCCCAGAGUCCUGCUGAUGAGCCCGCUCUAGGACCCCCCAUCCCCCAGGAGCUUGGGAGUGCUGACAAGCAGGGUGAUCCCCUCCUCCCUCUGUCUGAAGAUCUUUGGGAGGUGAGCCUCACUGACAGCGUGGAGCCUGCACCAGGAGAGGCCAGAGAGGGUUCUCCCCACGACAGCCCCACUGCACAGCAUAUCGUGCAGCUGCUUCCUCUAACGCAGGACUCUCCAGGAGCACCGAGGUUUGGGCAGCAACCCCUGCAUGCCAUUCUUCUCACGGUGCUGAGAUCAGGGAGAUAAACAUCAUCAUCAUCUAAGAGCUGGUCAAGAAAUUUAAAAACAAACAAACAAAAAAAGUUUAGGGGUUGAUCUCCUACAUAAUUCAUUUACUUCAUUUGAAUGUUAGAGCCACUCAUGUUUAUUUGUGUUUCUAACUUAGUUUAAAUUUAUUUGUAAAAAGUUACAGAAGAGUGGGUCUUUCCCUCAUGUUCACUCUGGCAUCCUUUAGCAUUUUUCUUUUUAUUUGAUAACUGUAGGUCAUUAGCAUGCAUAUCGAGUUUGCCCUAUGUGGUGGGAGUUCAACCAUGCAAAGACCCACUAUAUGCACAAAACUGUUCUUGGUGGUUUGGAAUAGGCUGCCACGCUUUUUUAAUGUUUUUGCAGAUGUAUAUUCAUUACGGAAUUCAGAUAAAAUUUGCCUAUGUUCUGCUACUAUGUUUGCUUAGAAGGCAACAUUAGAAGGUUAGAGUUCAGCAGGAACAUAGAAUUUUAAAGUGUGAGUUCAACUGAAUAAAUUCGAAUUUCUGUAGGAAGUAAAGAAUCAAAAUGCCUAUUGAAAGACUGCAAUAUAUGAUAAUUAUUUUUAAAGUGUUUGAUUAAACCCGAUAGGUUUUCCCAAAAUGAAAAAAACUGAGUUCUAAAACCAAAGCUGCUUUGUACAAAACAUGAAAAUGUAAAUCACCCCAUCCAUAAUAGCUUUUCUAAAACUUUAUCUUACAGUCACUUUCAAAUAACUAUUCAAAAAUGUAACUGCUGUAUUAAUGUCUUGAAAUAAGUUAAAACAUUUUAAAAUAUGAGCACCAUAGUUUAAAACAAAGAAUCUAGGGGAAGGAAAGGUAGAGAAAGAAAUGCCAAUUCCAGUCCAAAGCUUUAUUUGCCAAGUUUUCUUAGAAUUACUUUUACCAACUUAUGAUUUCUGGUAAACAGAAUGUAUAAUAGAAAUACUGACUUUUGUCUAAAGUGGCAUUCUUGACUGCUUCUGUGAUGCCACUGUAAUGUAAUAAAUUAUGAAAUUGUUGCAAGGUGC